CGAACUUCUUCACCUCUUUCUUGCAACAAUUACUUGCGCAGGUUUCACCGCUAAUAAUUUUCGGGUUUUAUUCAUCGGUGUUUCUUAGUCUACGCACUAUCACAGUGCAACCAUUGCUAAUAUCACAAUAUUGCAACUACAUCUGAUAUUAGAGAUAGAGCAUCACAUUAUAUCAUAAAACACACAGCACAUAAUUAUCUAUCAUUUCAAUUUAUUCAGGAGUCAUAAAAAUUCUUGAUCAAAAUAAAAAUCAAAUAAUCAAAUAUACAACAAUUUCAAGUCCUUCAUGCCGAGUAUAGGAGAGAACACGGCGAAAAUGUCGGUGGACGAGCAAGGUUUGGCGAUCCAAGAUCUCGCCAAGUUGGACGUGACGAAACUUACCCCUCUUUCCCGUGAGGUGAUUGCAAGGCAGGCAACAAUCAACGUUGGAACCAUCGGACAUGUGGCGCAUGGUGAGCUAUCUACUUGGGAUAGAGUUGUGCUGGACCUUGUUCACUCAUUCUAGAAUACUUAAUUUGAAGAUGAUCUGAUGUGGUCUCUUUCUGUAUGGACUAGAAUAAUAUUUGAAAAUCUUCUGUGGUCUCUUUCUGUAUGGAACAAAACUAUGCUGGUUCUUGUUCUCAAAAGGACCUAAUAUACUUUUAUUCCGAAACAACAUGGUCAUGAACGUUUUCUUCCUAGGUAUUAAAGGGGAAACCCUUCUAAAAAGUCUAACAGCAAAGUUCCUCUCCCAAGCAAAAUUCCUCUCCCCUCCCCAUCCCUAAAAAAGGUAAGGCCACUUUCGUGAAGGCCUUUUUUAAGGUAAGUCCACUGUCUACCCCAACUACUCAAACUUUUCUACUCCUCCAAGGUAAGUCCACUGUCGUGAAAGUGCUUACUCCCCAUCCCUAAAAAGGUAAGUCCACUGUCGUGAAAGCCCUCACUGGCGUAAGCACGAUUCGGUACAAGAGCGAGAAAGAGCGAAAUAUCACUAUCAAACUCGGAUACGCGAACGCGAAGAUAUACAAGACCGAGGACGUUGAAGAUCCGUGCUACCAGUACACUUCUAUGGGCAGUUCCCAACCGGAUGAGUGGAAGGGAAACCUCAAGGUUGCAGGUGAAGCCGAAGAAAGAGAGGUCCUCUGGAAGGUCCAGCGACAUGUCUCAUUUGUGGAUUGCCCAGGCCACGAUAUUUUGAUGGCAACGAUGUUGAACGGAGCCGCAGUUAUGGAUGCAGCACUCCUGCUCGUGAGCAGCAAUGAGGUAGAAACACAACAAAUAUGUGUGGAUUAAGUAAAGACUACUCACUUGAUCAUUUUUGAGUACUUACUUGAAGAUGUUGAUCUUUACAAAGAGGAGUUACUUUCUUGUAGACUAACAGUACAUGAUAUAACAUUUUCAUCAAGUUCAGGAAUAUAGGAGGUGCUCAAUCGAAAACAAAACCCCACAACAAACACAGCCUUGCCCACAACCGCAAACAUUGGAACACUUAGCCGCUGUCGAAAUCAUGAAAUUGAAGCAUCUCAUGAUUCUUCAGGUAAUAAAUGGAUUUAGAUUUACUACUGUUUUACUGUGAAGAAGAUUAGAUAGUUCUUGAUGCAUUUGGUCGUUCUCGUUAAUUCAGUGUGACCGUACUAGGAUUGAAACUACGAAAAGUCAAGUUUACUAGAAUUGAAACUAAGAGCAGUCACAAAAUCAAAUUUGAAUCCCCUUCCUUACUUCUCACAGAACAAAGUGGAGUUGAUCAAAGACGAAGCGGCAAAAGCACAACACAAAGAUAUUAAGAAAUUUGUCGAGGGAACCAUUGCAGAGGACGCCCCAAUUAUUCCGAUAUCAGCGGUAAAAAAUCAGCGGUCUUUUUGAUUUGCGCAAAACUUCCAUUUACUUAUAUGUACCUUCAAGAACUAGGUAAAAACUGUACAGUACCUCAAGCAAACUCAACUUAGUCUCAACAUCUUGUAUGUCCCACUUUCAUAUCUUACUCCCCCUCCAGAAGUAUUACUUCUGAGAAACUAAUACCACAAUCUCAACCCCCAUCACUCUAUUCUCGCCUUCACCACCAGGUCCUGAAGUACAACAUGGAUAUCGUUGCCCAAUAUCUGUGCACUCAAAUUCCGAUCCCUCCCAGAGACUUCCAGUCUGUGCCUUCCAUGAUCGUUAUCCGAUCAUUCGACGUCAACAAGCCAGGUGAGGAAAUUGAGAAGCUAAAGGGUGGCGUUGCUGGCGGAUCUAUCUUGAAGUUAUGUCAUUGGUUGCUUGUGCUGUUAGUUGUGGAAAUUUGUUGAAUUCUUGCUGACAGAUAGGAGGACUUGUCAGCUGUAUAUAGAAAGAACGUGCACCUGUAGGAGAGAAUUGAUUUCAAAAAUCCUAUAUCUGUUUUGUCCUUGAAAAUCCUCAUCCAAUAGCUUGCUCUUCCUUAUCGGCCCAAGGAACCCAAUGUUUAUCCACUCCAAAGAACCCAAUGCCUAUUCACCCUCCUCACUGUCUAAUCCCUGGCGUCCUGAAGAUGGGGCAAGAAAUCGAGUUCCGACCAGGUGUGAUUACCAAGACUGCGGAGGGACCCAAGUGCAAGCCUCUGAGGAGUAUAGUCUGCCAAUUGAAGAGCGAAAACAACGAACUGCAGUAUGCUGUGCCAGGAGGGCUCAUCGCUGUGGGAACUAAGCUCGAUCCUACACUCAGUAGAGCAGAUCACCUCGUUGGAAACGUACUCUGCUAAGGCUUAGACUUGAAUGGUGUGGAUAGCAAUAUUGAUGAUUUAGAAGAGUUACUCUUACUUGAAUAGUGAUGAUCAUGGUUAACCUUUUGUUUUUUCUCACUACAAUGAAUGUUAGAGCAGAUCACGACAUUUUCCGUAAAAUGACAAAUAUUUUCAACCUCAAAUCCCCCAAUCCCACAGAUCCUCGGAGUUCCAGGCUCUAUGCCGCAGAUCUUUACGGAGAUAGAAAUCAAGUAUUAUCUCCUCAAGCGACUUUUGGGACUCAAGGUGAAGGAGGGCGAAAGCAAUAAAGUCAAGGUAAUAUUAGAUUGAAGCUAAUGCUGUUAUAAAUACUUGUUCGUCUUGUUGGAACGAUUUUUUUGUGAAAUACGAUCGAUGAUGUAGUUUCUUGUUUUUCUAUUCCUUCAGAAAACACGAGUCAUGCUCACUCAAUCAAAAAAUGAUCGAAACAUCGAAGCAAGUAGCUACUCUCCUCCCCUACCGUCGUUUCUACAGAAAUUGUCAACCGGUGAAUUGUUGAUGGUCAACGUGGGAAGCACGGCUGUUGGCGGUCGCAUUGCUGGUGUGAAAGAUAGCAAGGAAAGCGACAGCAAGGAUACUAAAGCAAAGAUUGAACUGACAAACCCAGUGUGCGCACAGCCAGGCGAUAAAGUUGCCUUGUCGAGAAAAAUCGAAAAGCACUGGCGACUGGUCGGAUGGGGUCAGAUCUUGAAGGGAGCUACCGUGAAAGUGGAGUAAACCAGAGUAGACGAUGCUCUUACUUUUUUUGACCCACUUAUGUAAGUGUAAAAGCCUAUUCGGAAUUUCCGAAAUAGGUGCUUAUGUUUCACUCUGUUUUUAGGUCUAUCUCACUCCCAUUUUAUAAGCAAUACAUCCUGUAGUUGGUCACCACAUAACAGCAUAGGUGAUGAGUUGUACGUCUGGUGGCUGCGACUUGUCUCGGAUCAAAAAAGGGGGUCCUACAAGCCAUGCGAUCUGCCCUUGCGCCUCAUACCUACUUGAAACACAAUGGAUGUCUAUGUCAUCGAAAUGCAGCGAAAACGGUCACUAGCUUUUUUUCACUGGUUGCAAGAUAAGAAAAUGAUCUCAGAAGUCAGCGAAUCUUCUAAGAAACACUGAAUCCUUGAACCCGCACUCGCGCGAUGAUCAAACGAAAGAUAGGAAAGGAAUACUACACUUGCAAACUUCAUUAGAGAUUUUUUAGCUUUCAUCCGCCUGAUUACUUAUACUUGAAAAUGCUGAUUACUUUUACUCUUGAACAAGACGAAUGCGCAAACCUCCACUGACAACGAAUGAUCUGAGAACUAACGAUGUCGCAUUCCCUGCUCUCAUGCAAGAAAACGCAUAAUAAAAACUCAAAU
Amoebophrya sp. A25 is the source of this 4056-nucleotide messenger RNA. NCBI's taxonomy places the organism in Eukaryota, Dinophyceae, Syndiniales, Amoebophryaceae. The record is from the annotation of a GenBank genome assembly.